Molecule: messenger RNA, 3106 nt
Organism: Exserohilum turcica Et28A
Lineage: Eukaryota; Fungi; Ascomycota; Dothideomycetes; Pleosporales; Pleosporaceae
Exons: 4
Coding region: 1-2967 (988 amino acids)
Biological process (GO): microtubule-based movement
Molecular function (GO): microtubule motor activity; ATP binding; microtubule binding
Source: RefSeq, a predicted model, not a curated record
AUGGCCGCCGCCGGCGCGUCUUCCAUCUCCGUCACCGUACGAGUCCGCCCUUUUACCAUUCGAGAGGCAGCCCAAGUCACGAGAAAUGACGACCAAACACUCUUCCUCGGCGAGGGCUCGCUGGCCGGAGUGCCUGCUCCUAAGCUGCACAAGGGCAUCCGACCCGUAAUCAAGGUCAUGGACGAGAAGUGCUUGAUAUUCGACCCCCCGGAAGACAACGCUUACACGCGGUUUGGGCGUUCAACCACCGGGCCCCAAGGCAAACGAUCAAAAGACCAAACAUUUGCAUUUGACCGCGUCUUCGACGACACAGUGUCUCAGAGCGAUGUAUACGAAGCUACAACGAAGCCUCUGCUGGACAGUGUGCUGGAGGGAUACAAUGCCACUGUCUUUGCGUAUGGAGCCACGGGUUGUGGAAAAACACAUACCAUCACCGGAACAUCACAACAGCCCGGCAUAAUCUUCCUCACCAUGCAAGAGCUCUUUGAGAAGAUCCAGGAGGUGCAAGACGAAAGGGCCACCGAGAUUACGCUGUCAUACUUGGAGAUUUACAACGAGACGAUUCGCGACCUGUUGGUCGAAGGGGGCAGUAAACAAGCGCUAAUGCUGCGCGAGGAUGCGAACCAGGCCGUCUCCGUAGCCGGCCUGUCAAGCCACAGGCCUCAGAAUGUUCAGGAAGUCAUGGACAUGAUUGUCCGCGGCAACGAGUACCGAACCAUGUCUCCUACCGAAGCCAAUGCAACUUCGUCCCGAUCGCACGCAGUGCUUCAAAUCAAUGUGUCGUCGAAAGACCGCAAUGCUUCCAUCAACGAGCCCCACACAAUGGCUACCCUCAGUAUCAUUGACUUGGCAGGUAGUGAGCGAGCAAGCGCUACAAAAAACCGCGGAGAGCGUCUGACUGAAGGUGCCAAUAUUAACAAAUCUCUUCUUGCAUUGGGAAGCUGCAUCAACGCCUUGUGCGAUCCUAGGAAACGCAACCACAUUCCGUACCGCAACUCGAAGCUGACCCGAUUGCUCAAAUUCUCUCUCGGAGGCAACUGCCGAACUGUGAUGAUUGUCUGCGUCAGUCCGUCCAGCGCUCAUUACGAUGAGACUCAGAACACGCUGCGCUACGCCAACCGCGCAAAGAACAUCCAGACCAAGGUCACAAAGAACGUAUAUAAUGUCAACCGGCACGUAAAGGACUACCUUGUCAAGAUUGACGAGCAGAGGCACCUGAUUGAGGAAUUGAUGAAGAAGCAGAAGGAUUUCGAGGGCAGUGCGUUCAUCAAAUACCAGAAACAGAGCGAGAAGAAGGACGGCAUUCUGCGAGACGCCAUUAUACGUCUCCGCCAGGCCUUUUCCGACUCUGAGCCUGAACGUAAAGAGCGACUCAACAUGUCCAAGACACUUAAGCAAGCCGAGAAGCGCAUCUCGCUCAUCUCUGCCUGGAUCGCAGCAUUCGACAAUAUCAAGGAUGUUCGGGAAAACGAAGAGAUGCCUUCGCAAGUCACUGCAAUGAGGGAUACCGCGGUCGGAAUCUCCGCAGAGCUCGAGCAAACGCGACAACACUGCCACAGACGGCUGGAACGUACAAACUGGACAAGCAAAAUGGACACUGCUUUCCAAGUGGGUAUGAGGGCCCUGGCAGAGGUGGACGGCAACGCUGAUGGCCGCGAUUCUGCCAAUCUCACAAGAGAAUUUGAAUUGCUCAAAUCGAAUGCCGACCGCGAAAUCCUCACUGCCCUGCUUGACAUGGAACGAGGCGGGGACGCGGCCGUUGUCCAGGUGCUUGUCCAGGCGCAUAUCGAGACUGUUGCAAUUCUAAGCCAAAUCACCCAAAUGGACGAGGCCGAUGCGGUGGCCGCAGCACGCAAACUGCUUACCAAGAUCAUGAACUCUUGCACAAACGCUACUUCGCAGGCUAUCCGUCCAGAUGGUGGCUUGCUGGUCACAGAAUUCUUUGAGCCAAGCCAUAGGGGCACACCGAAGCGAAGGAAGCCUGUCAAUAUCAUGGAGCCCUCUCCAAUGCGCCCGAUAGCUUUGCCAGCGCUGGCUGAUGCGUCUCACCUUACUGCGUCACCUGCGAAGGCGUCGCCACGCCGAAAGAAGCUAAUGGGCGCAGUGAAGAAAGGCGUACAGUUCUCCCCGAUGAAGAAGAAGUCCCCAGCAAAGAUUAAACGAGGAGUCCGCUGGAGGGACGAUACCGAGAACGGCACCCUUGCUGAAUUCCAAAAGACACCAGAGCACAUUGAAAGCACACCCACUACCACCUCACUCGAUUUGCCGCAACCAAAAUUCACCGGGCAUGUGCCAACACCGAGAUAUGAUGGAGGUAGCCCUUCGUCUAUACCUACCCCGCCAAAGUCGACUGUCGAUUUGAAAGGUUCGUCGCGAUUCGCAGUUGGUGCUCUGUCAAAACGUUCUGAUGGUUCGCCUAACUCACGAAUCAGCAACACAUACGCUUCAGACUCGGACAACCACUCGCCGUUACGGGAGAUUGCCAACAACUCCCGUAGCUCGGCCUUGAGCCACGUACAGAAUGCAUCUUCUACCCAAGAGGCCGAUAGCGGCAACUCGAGCUCAGAAGGAGAAAAGUGGACCGCCUCAGAUGCGCGCAAGAUUAGCCAUGCAAUUCGACGCCGUUCAUCUAUCAACCCAGGAUCCAACCCACUCAACCGCGCUCACCGACGGCGCAGCCCAGCAGCAGCAACCAUUGGCAGUCCGCCCAACGAGAAUUCGCUUCUCUCUGCAGGUGCGGCCCGUCGCAUGGUCAAGUCGCACCAUGAUGUUGACUGGAAGCACAGCGUACUCAGUCCACGGGUCACGCCUAUCAUGAAGGUUGCUGCAAGACGUACGACAGUGGCCAAUGGCGACGACCGACCUCGGGAGGCACCGUCAAGCCUGGGUUCGCGAGCGCCUGUCCGGAUUGCUAGUGGUUCUUCUAGAGGCAGUCUGAUGCCUGGUUCUAAGAGCGCCUGGCGUUAAUUGGUUUCUUCUUGCUGGCCAGAAUGGAGAAAUGGAGAUGCAUGUUUGGGUUUUGAUGGUUCUUCGAUACGCUUGUUCUACUACCCUAUCCUCAUUCUGUCGAUUCCGGAUGUCCCGGCGUUCCGGAUCUUUCCCCCGC